Messenger RNA from Hyaloscypha bicolor E, 888 nucleotides. RefSeq names its product NAD(P)-binding protein. NCBI's taxonomy places the organism in Eukaryota, Fungi, Ascomycota, Leotiomycetes, Helotiales, Hyaloscyphaceae. The record is from RefSeq and is a predicted model, not a curated record. The transcript is spliced from 6 exons. The coding region runs from base 1 to 888 and encodes 295 amino acids.
AUGUGCCUUUACAGCCGAAGCACAACAGGCAGGGAGGUCGUCGAAGCCUUGGCAGAUCGUGUCACCGGCACGACAUUCCUCACAACUGGACCUAGCGUGAAGUCCAUCGGAGCAGAGACAACACUCUCCCUUGCCAACGGAAAUUCCGCUCAAGUCAUCCUCGCUCGGCGCAAUGAAUCCAAAAUCCGUCCCGUGAUCGAGCAAAUCAAAGCCUUGAACCCCAACAUCAAAGUCACGUUCCUCCAGCUUGACCUCGCAGACCAAGCUUCAAUCCGCGAAGCUGCUUCAGGGAUCAAUACCAGUGUUGAAAAGAUCGAUUAUUUGAUCAACUGUGCUGGUGUGAUGGCCAUUCCGACCUUCGAGACGACCAAAGAUGGCAUUGAAAUGCAAUUUGGUUUGAACCAUAUCGGCCACUUUCUCUUCAUUAAAUUGAUCAUCGGGGAGAUUCUUGGGGCUGGAAAGAGUGCGAGAGUUAUCAACGUCCCGAGCAUAGGGUUUGAACACGAUGUUGUGAGGUACGAGGAUUGGAACUUCCAGAAUGGAAAAGACUACCACACAUGGGGUGCUUAUGCUCAGUCAAAGACGGUAAAUGUGCUGUUAUCUGCUGUCUUGGCUGAAAAGUUGAAGAACAAGGGGAUUCAAUCGUACCCUGUUCAUCCUGGAGUGAUUCUCGAAUCAAAUUUGUCCACUCAUGUUACCCCAGAAAUGUGGAACAGCGCUUUUGAGUGGGCAAAUAGAAACAACAAAGGUGACGAGCAGGUUCCGGUUGCAAUGGAAACCCCGAAGACUGUUCAAGAGGGAUGCUCCACUUCUUUGGUUGCAGCUCUUGGCCCUUCCAUUGAAGGCACGAUGAUUAUCCCUCCAAAAUCUUGUUACAAUAUGAUUUGA